Arvicanthis niloticus (Nile rat) is the source of this 554-nucleotide messenger RNA. RefSeq names its product prostatic spermine-binding protein-like. NCBI's taxonomy places the organism in Eukaryota, Metazoa, Chordata, Mammalia, Rodentia, Muridae. The record is from RefSeq and is a predicted model, not a curated record.
AUGUUCCAGCUGGAGGUCAUGCUGCCCUUACUGAUUCUUGCCUUCUUGGGGACCCCUGCCAUUUUGGCACAAAGUUAUCAUGGUAACGAAAUUGGAAAACAUUCCUGCAUUAGUGCACCCGAAGGAAAAAAUGUAACAGCAAUUCGGAUAUUUAUUAGAAGUAACGUGAUUGUAAGAAUUCAGCUUAAAUUUGGCGAAGAAUGGGGUAAAGAAUAUGGCGCUCCUGGAGGGAGAGAGUUGGAAUUCAAGCUGAAUGAUGACGAGAAAGUCAUGGGGAUUUACACCACAUCGUCUACAUUUGUAAAUCAAAUAAUCUUUAUUACUGACCAGCCUCGGGAGGUAAUGGCUGGGAGCUUCAGGGGCAGAGACAGUCACUCUAGCUACCCUGAAAAGCCCACCUAUAUGUUCAGGGGCGUUUGUGUCUAUUACGGGCCAGGCGGGAUAAGGGGCAUUAAGUUUUUGUGGGGAACUGAAAACAGUUCAUGUUCAUGGUAAGGCGUGUGGCCACACAGACAAGCGGUGUGUGUCAGGUACUUCCGAACUGAACCCACUAA